AGCGGAUCUCAAAGCAGUAGCGAGCAGUUGCGAAAAGAUAUUUCAUUCAGGAAGAUCACUUUUUGAUGCGGGCUCGGACUACACUGCCCGACGAUCUUGUCCGGACUUUAUGGCCGGAAAAUCCUUCCUGAUCGCUUUCGCUGUAUGGAAUGGUGCCGAAUGUAUGCUCUGAGGUUUGUAUUGUGUGCAGUGCUUCUGCGACUCGGACUUACCGGCACAAUGCCGGACUCCGGACUGGACAAUCCGGAUUCGAUAUCGGGAACACGGCACAAACUGCAAGAAUUGCUCAAAUCUUUAGAAGCCUAUACGACAGAAAUGCAGCCAGUUGUGUCAUCAGUGAAGCAAAACUUUUCUUCUUACCCUGUGACUCCAUUAUCAAAGGUGCCAGAACUGAAAGACAGAAAACAAGAAGUCGAGGACACUGAAAAUCUGUUUCCUGAAUCUGCUGCCGUUAAGUCUUACCAGGACUUUUACAGGAUUUUCUACGGCACUCAGGAAGGAGUGAAUCUUCUUCGAAAGAAAUAUGGACCUACUGGACUCAAGGAGGCAAGAGCGAAAUUCGGAGGAGUCAAUAGAGACUUAGAUGAUGUGCGUAUGGCUAACGAUCAUUUCCUCAGGAUCCGGAACCGCGCUCGGUGCAGGGCACCCGUUGCGCAGGUAGUGCGAGUGAAAGAUUACUAUCCAGAUCCAUCCAGAGAAUACUUGCCACGAUGUACUCUCCUCCACAGAUGCAGCGACACUUCUGGUUGCUGUGACAGCGACGCAUUCCACUGCGUUCCUAGUGCUAUGCAAGAAGUCACACUACAUUUUUAUACGCUGGCUGUUGGGAAGAACGGUCUCUCUGACAGUAGUAUUGAAAAAUUGUUAUUCGUCAAUCAUACUGCUUGCCAAUGUCAGCCAAUCAAUGAUUUGCCUAGAAUUCAACAAUAUUCCCCGCUGGACGGAGAAGAACCUGCCUACAAAACAAAAUGUCGCGAAUGCCCGGUACCAUUCACUAGCCGUAUCUAUAAAGAUGGAAGAUGUGGUUGCGAUUGUUUCGAUCGUCAGAAGCCAUGCCUCAGAAUCAAGAGGGGCCGGGAGCCAUUGUCUGAGAUAGAGAGAAGGUGCGUAGAAGCGAAUCAUUGUCACAUUCCGGAUUGUGAAUAUGGCCUCUACAGUCACAGAACAGGAUACUGUCCAAAGAGGCAUGAUGAAGAUCAAAGACCAACCCACCGUCGUCACCACCAACCUUCAUCAAAUCAGAGAUGGGCAUUUUUAGAGAGAGACUAAAUAAAAUAUUUUAUUAGAGCCAUUCUUAUGAAUUUUACAUCAAGUGCAUUAGGUACGUUCUGCAAAAUACGUACUUUCUUUUACAUGAUGCAGAAAAAUAAAUUUCACUCUACAGCCUCAUAUAUUUCGAUGUUGUGCCAAAAAGAAAAUGAAAAGUACGUAAUUCGUCUCAUUGCGUCUGCUACCAUUGUGACAGUUAACAUAUAACAUCAUUUUCUUACUUUUGCGAAAGCGCUGGAACUUCGAAUAAGUUUUUUGUGUAAAAUUUAGAUAUGUGCUUAUAGAGCGAAAAACUGGGAAACUCGGAAGAUAUUUUUAUUGCCUAUCAGGAAACAACAUUGGACAAUUACGCUGUUACGAUGAUCAAGUAGAAUCAGUCUGUUAUGAUGAUCGUGGCUUCGUGGAAAUUUAAUAGAAACUGCUUAUACUUCGAAUAUCAUUAUGAUUUUCGGUAUUUAGUUAUGAUACUUUUUAUUUUAUAAAAUUAUACCAAAAAGUAAAGUCUUAAAUUAAUAUUUUGUUACGGUUGAUAAGCUACUUAUGAUUAUAUUUCACCAUAACAAGCAUUCAUGAGAAGAUAAGUUAUUUGACAAAAAGGCCAUCAAUUGGCUGUUUGCAUCUACCUCCAUGCAUGUGAUCUACUUUAAAAGAGUAAAACUGAUCACAUCUGAAAAUCAAUUGCCUUAAAUAUUUGCCUAAAUUAUAUGAAAAAAUAUAGUUGUCAGUUAAAGAUAUUUUUCAAAACUAAAAUAGGAAUUCAGUGUUACGCAGCCUAAGUUUAAUUAGCAGUUAUUUUGCUACUCCUUAACCUAUAAACGAAUAUUUUUUAAGCAAACCUCCAAUUUAGCAAUCACGAUUCCAUGUGCAAAUUCCAUUUACAAAUAGUUGUGCAAUAUUUAUUAUUAACCAUAUCUUCUUAUAAUAAUGCAGCUGAUAUGUUCUGCUUUAUAAUUUUUAAAAAUACUUUCACAUAUUUUGAUGUCAUGUUAGGUGUUCAUCAAGCAGCUAUAUUGUAAAUUUAUUAUAAGUGAUUUUAAAAUAUUUCUUUCUGUUCAUAAAUAGCAUUAAUUUUUAUUGCAAGUACAAACCGUUAUGAUUUGAAAGUCCAACAAAUUGUGCUAGUUUUUGUUGUUGUAGCUAAAACCUUCAAAAUUACUGCAUUAUGUCGUCGCACUUUUACGUACAAACAUCUACUUCCGUUCAGAAAUGAACUAAAAAACUGUCUACUACUGGCAGUGUGAUGGGUUAAGUUCUCUUCUAACUGUUCAAAUAUUAGUAACAAAACUUUUGUACUCUUCAACUUUCAACAAAGUAUUUUCAGAAUGUUUUAAAGUGUCAUUUAGCAUCUUCAACAAGCUUUUUGAACAAGCAUUAACAGGUUUUUCUAAUAUUGUGCUUACGUUGACCGCUUCAGAUUUUUUUAGUGAUCAACCUCUUACUUUAAGGUGCCCCAUGAAGGGACCAGUAUCUGAAUUAUUCAAUUUUGUAUGUAUACCGUUAGGCCUGAAUUCAUGUGACUUUUAUCAAGUUACGAACUUGAUGUCCUGCAUGAAAACUGAAUUUUACGGUGUGCAAAUAUUAAGAACCUUGUACUGAACUGCUAUUUUUUUAGAAAUAAUAAAGAUGUAUUACCUGUUACAAA
Molecule: messenger RNA, 2911 nt
Organism: Stegodyphus dumicola
Lineage: Eukaryota; Metazoa; Arthropoda; Arachnida; Araneae; Eresidae
Biological process (GO): hemocyte migration
Cellular component (GO): membrane
Molecular function (GO): growth factor activity
Source: RefSeq, a predicted model, not a curated record